GGCGCCACGCUCGCCCGCCAGUUCACGCCCGUCAUGAUGGGUACGGCGCUCAAGAACCGCGGCGUGCAGCCGCUGCUGGACGGCGUGCUCGCGUACCUGCCCAACCCGGCCCAGGUGGAGAACUUUGCGCUCGACGAGACCGUCCUCACGCCGGAGGGUAAGCCGAAGCAGGUCCGGAUGAGCCCGCUGCGCGACAGCUCGCACCCGUUCGUCUCGCUGGCGUUCAAGCUGGAGGCGGGCAGGUUCGGCCAGCUGACGUACCUGCGCUGCUACCAGGGCCGUCUGGCCAAGGGCGAGAUCAUCUUCAACACCCGCAACGGCAAAAAGGUGCGCGUGGCCCGCCUGGUGCGGCUGCACUCUGACCAGCUGGAGGACGUGGACGAGGGUUUCGCCGGCGACAUAUUCGCCCUCUUCGGCGUCGAUUGCGCCUCCGGAGACUCCUUCGUCUCAGACGCCCGGCUGAACCUGUCCAUGGAGUCCAUCUUCGUGCCGGACCCCGUCAUAUCGAUGUCCAUCAAGCCCAAGAACAGCAAGGACGUCGAGAACUUCGGCAAAGCCGUCAACAGGUUUACCCGCGAGGAUCCCACGUACAAGAUCAUGUAUGACGACGACUCCAAGGAGACGAUUGCGGCUGGCAUGGGCGAACUGCACCUGGACAUCUACGCCCAGCGAAUGGAGCGGGAGUACAACUGCCCGGUGGUGAUGGGCCAGCCGAAGGUGGCCUUCAGGGAGACGCUGCUGGAACCGUGCUCAUUCGACUACCAGCACAAGAAGCAGUCGGGCGGCGCCGGCCAGUACGGUCGGGUCCUGGGCGUGCUGGAGCCCCUGCCAGCCUCCGAAAACACCAAGCUGGAGUUUGUGGACCAGACAAUGGGCACCAACGUGCCCAAGCAAUUCAUUCCUGCCAUCAAAAAGGGAUUCAUGAACAUGACGGAGAAAGGCGCCCUAACUGGUCACAAGAUCUCGGGCGUGCGCUUCCGACUGCUGGACGGCGCCAGCCACGCGGUCGACUCCAACGAGAUCGCCUUCAUCCUGGCCGGCCAGGGCGCCGUCAAGGAGGCGUACGCCAGCGGCCACUGGCAGGUGCUGGAGCCGAUGAUGUCUGUGGAGGUGUCGGCGCCGGCUGAGUUCCAGAGCGCGGUGAUGGGUCAGCUGAACCGGCGCGCGGGGGUCGUUCUCGGCCAGGACAGCAACGAGGGCUGGUUCACUGUCUUCGCUGAGGUGCCUCUCAACAAGAUGUUCGGUUACGCCACCGAGCUGCGCUCGGGCACGCAGGGCAAGGGCGAAUUCAGCAUGGAGUAUGCCCGGUACGUGCCGACCACGCCGGACGUGCAGGCGCGCCUGGUGGAGCUGCACGAGCAGGCGAUGGCGGCGGCGGCGGGUGGCGCGGCGGCCGACACGCGCCGCGCCGGCAAACGCCGCGGCUGAGCGGGCUCUCGGUGCCAGAGAGCCGCUCGAGGCGCCGGGCGCGGACGGCGGAGGGGCCUGAUGUGGACCGGGCCGCCGUCGCCGCUGCCGCGGACGAGGCACCGCCGGCCGGGGUAGUGCCCGGGUCUGCACAUCGUGCCCGGUUCGUCGCCAGUACCCGCGGCGGGAGGACGCUUGUUACAGGCUUUACGAUCAGUCGCGCGGCCGUGGGGACGUGUGCAAAUAGUACAGUAUGGACGAUGUGAGUGAGAGGGAUUCCCGCACGGCGCGGGAGAAGUGCACGCUCAUUUUGUUUUUCGUUUCAACGCUUCCGUUCAUCCACUCAUUCACGGGGCAUGGGAAGCGAAUACACCAUCAUCAACAGUAAA
This is a messenger RNA of Pollicipes pollicipes, 1796 nucleotides long. RefSeq names its product elongation factor G, mitochondrial-like. Gene Ontology annotation, cellular component: mitochondrion. Lineage: Eukaryota; Metazoa; Arthropoda; Thecostraca; Pollicipedomorpha; Pollicipedidae. Gene Ontology annotation, molecular function: translation elongation factor activity; GTPase activity; GTP binding. The record is from RefSeq and is a predicted model, not a curated record. Gene Ontology annotation, biological process: mitochondrial translational elongation.